GCAGAUGCCAGUACGCUGUGUUCAAUCGUCCAGAGUGGUGUGUUCCGGAGCUCCCACCAUACAGUGGUUAUCUUGUACACUUGAGAUUGAGAGUGACACGGCGAUUUUCACCGGAGCUCAUCACUGUCAUCUGCGUCCUCACCUGUAUGGAGGCAGCCAUGUACAUGAGCUCGGCACCCCCACCGUCACUCCACCACUACCCCUACGGGCACACGUCUCACUCAGGCCCGCAGGCGUCGCGCUACCCUCCGGUGCCCACCACGGCCGGCGGGCUGCACGCUCUCGCCGAGGCCAGCCAUGUAUCUAUGUACUCUUCCCAGGCGAUGAGCUGGUCCCAACGCCCCGAGCAGGUCUCCCUCCACAACUCGGGCAUGCACGAAAACCCGUAUUACGGCCAAGAACAGGACUUGUCCUGCAAUAAGACCCUAGAGGAGCGAACCAACAUGGCAGUGCCCACGUCUUGUGUUCUGAACUCGAACGUUGUGAACGACGACGACAGGCUGUCCUGCUCUAGUGUGUCCCCCACAAACAAUAGAGAGAACUCAGACUCGAGUUUUAAGCUGGACCUGUCGGCCAAGCCGAGGAAAGAGCGCACAGCCUUCACCAAACAGCAGAUCAUGGAGCUGGAGAACGAGUUCCGCCAUCACAACUACCUGACGAGGCUCCGCAGGUACGAGAUCGCCGUCAAACUGGACCUCACCGAGCGUCAGGUCAAGGUGUGGUUCCAGAACCGGCGGAUGAAGUGGAAGAGGACGAAGGGCGGAGCGGCCAUGAGGGACAAGGAGGCCCUGAAAGAACUUCUGCCUCGCGACCCUGACCUUGAAGAUGAUCCGCCAUGUUUGAACGGAGACCAUGUACACAACAGCUAGUACCCAUAAUACUCCUUCCCAUCGUACACCGCUUCGGUAUGAAUUUUGCAGUCGCAACCCACCGGAAAACAUAUUUUGUAUUUUUAAGAGUCGUCUAUACCUUGAUCCUAGGUCUAGUGACUUUUCACACUAGAAGAAGACGAUGGAUUGUUUUCGAAAGAAAUCUUACAAAUCGUCACUGAUUUUAAAGUUAGUAGUUUCUCACAUAACGCAUUGACGUUAGCUAGAACGUGUUCAUUCCAUGUAAAUAGUAAAGAUAAGGUGUUGAUGACAGCAGAGCUAAUCAUCAGUAAUUGUAGCUUGUUUAUGGAAUAUUUCAAUUGUUCUCGUGAUGCCACGUAACAUCACGCGAGAAUUAAGGAGUUCAGGCGGUACAUGUUCAUCACAUUUGAAUUUUUGACGGAGCUUAGAAUAACUGAUGUUGUAGUUUUCUUUUGUUUUACUGAGUUAUAAUUAAUUGUAUUAUCAACUGAGCUCUUUUGCCUUUGUAUGUUUUAGUCUUGUGACCUACAAGGUGUAAGAAAUGAUCGGUGAAUUCAUUAUCAUUGAUAAGCAACACAGCAUGGAGAAAAAGUGGUGGAAAAUUGGUCAUGUUGCGUUCUAAUCGUCCUAGUAGUGCCCACAUUUCACAGUCAUUUGUCGGUACAAUUUGGGGCAUGUAUAUAUACGUAUUACUAGAGCUAUGUGUGUGGCAGUUUUAAUGGAGCCCCGAAUGUGAUACCACGCCAGCUGCCAAUGACGGACUAUUUUCAUUGAUGCUGUCUUCCCGCCAAAUUUUAUGUCCCACUGUCAGUAUGGCGGCUAUUUAAACAUUGGUAUGCUAUAUGUGUGUGGGAAAAGUAGCUGUAACAUUGCUAAGUAUGUGUCAGGUGGGAUCGGAUUAUUCUAGGCUUGUUUGCUAUGGUGUGGUCAUCACAACGAGCAAUUCUGUUGCCGCUCAUGUUUCACGUGAGUAACAGCUAUUAUUGCCAUCUUCAAACUCUUUUUAUGUGAAAUACAUGUACCGUCAUCUUUGAAAUUAUGUUGGGUUUAAUGUUCUUUUUUUAUCGAAACAUUCAAGUACAAUACAUGAUGACGACAUACUCAAGCUUUCUGCUUAUUUUCGUGUCGCUAUCGACAGAGUACAUUGCAAAAGUACAUAGCAAAGAUAGCAAAGAAGUACUAAAACACAAAUAAACCACAGAAAUACUGUACAACAAAUUAUGUAAAAUAAACCACAUAACAAUCAUGACAUGUAAGAAAAAUGAAAUUGACUGUACAGGUGAAUUGUUAGCCUGAUUUGAGUUUGCGUUACACAGACUAGUGAAUUGUGAGCAGGUACUACAAGGCUGGUAGGAUGGAAGUUUUGCUACUCAGAUCUUUUGGUUCUUGUUAGCGGUUUUCAAAACACUGAAUCUUUGGAGGGUUGACACUACUUGGGAAUUAAACAGCUGCGACGUUGUAAAUGGACCAGUGAAACUGUAUCCAGAUAAUGAGAAUCGACCGUGUUGUUGUAAGGUGGAAACCCUGUCAACAGCGGACUAAGAAAAAUGCCGGUUUGACCCUAUAACAGAGAUAACCCGCUCUCCACUGAUCUCUUCAGUUUACGUUUCGCCUCUGCACCUGUCAGCAUUUGUUUUCACCCGUCUGUGUUCUACUGAUACCAACUUGUUUAGUUACACAUGGUGUAUGGAGGCAUGUUUAUUGUUGUACCUUGUACUUUCUCAUGUUUCUUAUGUUGCAUAGUUCGGACUAUGGACAAUAAUGCACUAUUGUAAAUACAUGUUUGUGUACCGGAAAA
Molecule: messenger RNA, 2649 nt
Organism: Branchiostoma floridae (Florida lancelet)
Lineage: Eukaryota; Metazoa; Chordata; Leptocardii; Amphioxiformes; Branchiostomatidae
Product: homeobox protein MOX-2-like
Exons: 3
Coding region: 147-869 (240 amino acids)
Biological process (GO): positive regulation of transcription by RNA polymerase II
Cellular component (GO): nucleus
Molecular function (GO): RNA polymerase II cis-regulatory region sequence-specific DNA binding; DNA-binding transcription factor activity, RNA polymerase II-specific
Source: RefSeq, a predicted model, not a curated record